GGGACAGGGUUUAUAAGAAGGGGGAAGACUUCAGGUUAGGGUGGUUUAGAAUUAAAGCUCUCUAAAGGUAACAAGAGCUUUCUGAAGUUAGGGGAAUAGCGGAGGAGUUGUGGCCUACCACUAAUGCCUACCACUUCAGAGCUCAGUUGCCUUCAGGUAGCACUAGAGUUCAGAUGAUGAUGAAAUUUCUUUUUCUUUUGAAAUAUAUUCAUGAUACAUGGAAGAGCCCCAGCUCCACUACCUGGGCAACAGAUACUAGUCUUGCGCUUGGGUAUGGAUUGGUGCACUUCGCCCUAUUCAUUUCACAUUUUCGUGUUAAUCAAUCUACCCCAAUAACUGGGAAAAAGAACAGCAGAGAGCACCAUAGGCAGAAGAGAUGGGUCAAGAGCAAGAAGAGCUGUUCUCUGAAAGGACGAUCCUGCUCAAGAAUCUCUCCUCUCUGCUGUGACCCAGUUUCUGUUUUUAGCUGGGAUAGCCUGAAUGGAAUCAAGGCACCUCAGGUCCCAGUUGUUCUUCUACAAAGCCACGUACAGGAGUUCUGUGACAAGGGAAGACUUCAGCAACACUCAAAUGGAGCCAUCUUAGGUGAGGAGUUCAAACCAGGGCCUGCCAGAGUCCACCGGCCAUACAGGCACUUCAUGGAAGAUCCAUCUCCUAACGCCAUGUGCCUGCUGGCUUCCCUGGCUCCUGGGACCCAGAACCUUCUGCCUCUGGCUUCAUCCCUAUUAGCAGGACCUCACAAAGACUUGAUGAGAUUCCUGCUGGGCCCCAGCCCAAGGAGUUCCUGUCUUGGACAACUUGAUAACUGUUACUUACCAUCUCUCAUCAGGGCCAUCUCUGGCCCUGAUCACUAUCAAUCUUUUAUUUUGUUCUUCUCCUGGUCAUGUACAACUACUAACACCUUAUUUAUCUUCACUUGGGCACAUGGCCAAGUCCAGCAAGGACAUUAUUCAUAUAGUCCACCAGAUCCCUGCCACUGGCAAGGAGAGCAUAGGGGCCUCUGUUUCAACCAGGCCAAUGUUAACAGCUUCCUAUUGAUAACGGUCAUUUACAAACUGAAAAUAAUAACUAGUGAGUCUAGGCUGCCCCCUGGAAUUUCUGGGUGUCAUGUUCAAGUGCAAGGCGUGCAAGGCAUCAUGGCACAGCCCUUCUGGAACACACAAGGUCAAUCAGAGUUGCUUCUAAGAUCUCAGCAGCUCUCUUACUGCACGGUCUCGGGGGAUAAUUUAGACCAUCGAUGCAACCAGCUCUCCUGGAACCUGAUAUGUCUGUAUAGGGAGUCCUUGGUGACUACUACCUAUAUCUCUAACAGGCCUUCUCUACUACAUCAAUUUAUCAAAUUUCAUGGGUUUAAUACCCAAUUCCUGCUACAAUUUCUAGCUGAAGGACCUCCACAGCUUUCUCAGACUGCAGCCUUCUCAGAGUAUGACUUCAGUGUGAACCAACUCAGAUUUUUGACACAAAAUAAGUCUCCAUCUCUGCCUCAGGGCCAGACUCGGGCCCUAAUUCACUAUGACUUCAGUGUGAACCAGCUCAGAUUUUUGACACAAAAUAAGUCCCCAUCUCUGCCUCAGGGACAGACUCGGGCCCUAAUCCACUAUGACCUCAAUGUGAGCCAACUCCAAUUUUUGAUGCAAAAUAUGUGUCCAUCUCUGCCUCAGGGCCAGACUCGGGCCCUAAUUCACUAUGACUUCAAUGCAAACAAACUCCGAUUUUUGACACAAAAUAAGUCACCAUCUCUGUCUCAGGACUGUACUCAGGCCCUAAUCCACUAUGACUUCAAUGUGAACCAACUCCGAUUUUUGACACAAAAUAUGUGUCCAUCUCUGCCUCAGAGCCACACUCGGACCUUAAUCCACUAUGACCUCAAUGUGAACCAGCUCCAACUUUUAACACAGAGUAUGUCCUCAUCUAUGUCUCAGGGCCAGGCUCGAGCCCUAAUUCCAUGUUCUCUCCAAAACCCACCACCUUCUUCCCUAUCCUGGAUUAGGGCCUGUACAACAACUGUUCCUACAACCCAGCUAAAGGCACAGUAUUUCAUCUCAAAGGAAAAUAAGUACCUGGAAUGGCCCUUGCAGAAGCUACUGAAACAGAGGAUGGUUUGCAUUUCCAUGCUCCAAAAAGCUCGGGAAGCCACUAGCAAACCAACUCUUGACCUUCCACUAGGAAGCCAGGCCUCCCAGACUCCCAAAUUAGCUGCCAUCUUUCCUGAGUAUUCUAAGAACCAGGUGCAGGAGAAGCAGGUGCCCACACAGCCCUCAGCACCUUCUUGUAAAGGAAGCAGAAGUGUGCAGGAGACAAACCCCUGGUGCUCUGACAGCCUUUUAAAGAAAGGCUUGAGUAUCUUCCAACUAAAAGAUUCAAGUGAUGCUCUACAGCAAGAGCCAGAAGAUCAAAUGCAAAGUUUAGGAAUAACCUCCCAGAAAGUUCAAGGGGAUGAUAGCAAGUAUUCAGAAAGUAACUUCAAGAAGCCUGGGAAGGGUGAUGCAGGAAGUCACUGUUUUAGGAAUUCAUACAAAAAACAUCCGGGAAAGCACCUGCAAGAACAUCUGGUCAGGAAGUUGGGGCAAAUGCAUGAGGGCCUAGUCCCUGUUUGUGUACGAAAAUCUUGGCUUUACUCCACUAACAACUUGCCUGUGUUUAACACCUACACACAAUCCAGACACCUAGCAUAUGCCAAGGGCCAGGAAACCCAUGUGGAAACCUCUCAGGAGCUUCCCUUCUUCAAUCCAAAAACUUGCCUGUUACAUGAAGCACAUAUUAAAAGAUCUUGGUUAAGGCGCAGGUGGAGGCAAUACUUACAGGCUCCCCCACCCAUAAAUAUCCACAUAGGUGAGAGGGUAGCCUCACACUUUCCACUGCCCACUUUUACUUCUUUGACCUCCUCAGGCUCCAACUUAAUUGCUGAAGUUGAAACUAUUCUUGACCAAUAUCCUCAGAACUUUACUGCUGAGGGUGAAACUAUCCUUAACAAAUAUCCUCAGAAAGUUCCAGAACAGGAGGAGGUAACACAAAUCUCACUCAACACCCCACAGAGUCCUCUUCCUGCCUCGCCAGGUGCACAUGACAAAAUGCAGAGCCCCUGCAGUGAGAUCCUAGCUUGUCACCACUGUUGGCCCUCAGAGGCCCUACCAACUACGCAGAAUGGUGACCAUCGUUCUCCCUGCUGCAUCAACAGGCUCCUGGACAGAAUCUGUCAAGGCAGUACUGCCUUGGGCCUCAGAAAAGAGAGACUGGGUUCCAGUCCAAGUUCAACAAUGGCCAGGUUUGAGCCACAGAAAAACAACUGUGCUGUGCCCUCAGGAGAAACUUGCCAUAAUAUGGUAACACAAGAGGUCAAAGUAGGGUGCCAGCUGUCAAUGGCCAAGAUGUCUGGUCCAACCAAGAAGAGAGUGGACUAUGGUAGGCCUAAGGAAAAAGAGCAGGAAGAGAAAUAUGGGGGAGAGAGGCCUUCCCAUGACUUUGAGCUUAACCCUCCUGCCAAGGUCAGAGAAACAGACACUAGAGUGAGGAAGUUUUUCCUACACCUGUCAAAGAAGAAACAGGCUGUUCCACCCACCAAAGGGGAGAAGAAGAUGAAGUUUCUACAGUUUCUUAAACCUAAAAAAAAAAGUAAAAGUAAAGGGCAAGAAAACUCAUUGCAAGAAGCUAAGCUCCCAUCAACUACAAACCAGCAGGAAGAGUCAAACAGAAGCCAGUUGUUCAUGGACAGUAAGGAGGCUGAAGUCCAGGCACUCAUGACAGUUGUUGGGCAGAUCCUGGUGGACAAGCUAGGGGGUUGCCAUGGAAGUGGUUCACCAGAGGUGCACCGGUGUGAACCUGUUACUGAUCAGCAGGAGGAAUCAAACACAAACCAGUUAUUUGUGGAGAGUACAGUGGCUGAGGUCCAAGAGAUUUUGAGAAUUGUUGGACAGAUCCUGGUGGGCAAGCUAGGGGGUUGUCAUGGAAGUGGUCCACCAGAGGUACACUGUCCUGAGCCUGUUACUGACAAGCAGAAGUCAAAUGUAAGCCAAUUUUUCAGGGAGAAUAGAGUGGCUGAGGUCCAGGCAAUCAUAGUAAUUGUUGGGCAGAUCCUGGUGGACAAGCUAGGUGGUUGCUAUGAAAGUGCUCAACCAGAGGUGCACUGGCGUAAACCUGUUACUGACCAGUGGGAGGAGUCAAACAUAAGCCAGCUGUUCGUGGAGAAUAGGGUGGCUGAGGUCCAAGCGAUUAUGGCAAUUGUUGGACAGAUCCUGGUGGACAAGCUAGGGUGUUGCCAGGGAAGUGGUCCAUCAAAGUUACACCGGCAGAAACCUGUGUGUAAGUGUUCCUGCUAUGACAGAAUUAACUCCAACCCAGACAAAAGGAGAGAGAUGAGAGAGAUGGCUAGUGGUCGCCAAGCCAGAACCAAGGACCACAGCCAUACUACCGGCAAUGGGGACUGCAACCAGGCCUUGGUGAAUGCAGAGACAGCAACUCCCACCACUUGCUGUUAGUGUAGGCAGGAAGAACAGGUGCCUUAGGCCAUCUUUACAAUCACUCUGUAUGCUGUCUUCAAAGAGGUGCCGUAUCAGGCCAACCAGAUAAAUUUACCCACACCAUAACUUGUAAGAAAAUAUGUUCUGCAAAACAUUGAAUACAUAUAAAUUGUGUCUCCUGUGAGCACAUCUUUUGUGCCAAUGACUUUUCCUCCUGAAAUAUCUAUUACUUUCUAAUAUAUAUUUUUCUCAUUAUA
Chinchilla lanigera (long-tailed chinchilla) is the source of this 4714-nucleotide messenger RNA. RefSeq names its product spermatogenesis-associated protein 31E1-like. Lineage: Eukaryota; Metazoa; Chordata; Mammalia; Rodentia; Chinchillidae. The transcript is spliced from 5 exons. The record is from RefSeq and is a predicted model, not a curated record. Bases 174 to 4475 code for a protein of 1433 amino acids.